This is a messenger RNA of Nothobranchius furzeri (turquoise killifish), 7644 nucleotides long. It is a transcript of the gene aspnat, whose product is annotated as N-acetyltransferase 8-like. NCBI's taxonomy places the organism in Eukaryota, Metazoa, Chordata, Actinopteri, Cyprinodontiformes, Nothobranchiidae. The record is from RefSeq and is a predicted model, not a curated record. Gene Ontology annotation, cellular component: mitochondrial membrane. Gene Ontology annotation, molecular function: L-aspartate N-acetyltransferase activity.
CGCGCCGGCAAGUCUUGGUCUUCAGAAACUCUCAGGGUUGCAGCAGAACACCCUCCCCCUUUCGUCUUAUCCCCCUACCAUCACUACCAUCAUCACCAUCCUCAUUUCGCUGUUUUUUAAGAGAAUCUGAACCCAUCUCCACUCAUUUAUCCACCUCUUUUACGCACACCCCGCCCGCCCUGAACUCGUGUGUGAGUGUGUGGAGGGGUGUCUUUUUUGCGGCCAGUUGCAUGCAUUGUUCGUCUCCCAAAAUGGUUUGCGAGACUAAAAUUGUAGCGGAUGAACACGAUGCUAUACCUGGGACCAAAAAAGAGUCGAUGAUGUGGAGCUCUCCUGCCUCCGGCGCGGCUCUAAACCCCGCCGAGGGGAAGGAUGCGCGGGGGGAUGCGGUUUUUAUCCGCGAGUUCGAGCGCGAGGAUGAAAAGGAGACGCUGCGGAUAUUUCACGAGGGAAUAAUGGAGCGGAUACCGAACACCGCGUUCAGGGGGAUCUGGCAGCAGCCCAGGACACAGUUUAUAUAUGCAUUUCUGACAGUGAUGUGCUUUUACGUGACCAACUCUGUCACUCUGACCUGCUGCGCACCCUUUGUUCUGAUGGGUGCGCGCUACUACUACAGCAGGAAAGUUAUCCAGAGUUAUCUGGACUGUGCCCUGCACACGGACAUGGCCGACAUAGAGGCUUACUACAUGAGGCCAACAGGCUCCUGUUUCUGGGUGGCAGUCCUUGACGGAAGAGUGGUUGGCAUUGUGGCAGCUCAGGGUCACGAGGAGGACAACACCGUGGAGCUGCGGCGUAUGUCGGUGGACUCUCGCUACCGCGGUAAAGGCAUUGCCAAGGCCCUGGGUCGUCGGGUUCUGGAGUACGCCGUGCGCAACAAUUACGCCGCCGUGGUGCUCGGAACCACCGCCGUCAAGCUGGCCGCCCACAAGCUGUAUGAGUCGCUGGGCUUCCACAGGACGGGCCAGAGCGAGGACUACAGGCUACCCGGGAUGAGCCGCUCGCCGCUGGAGAGGCUCUUCUUCCAGAUCCGCCAUAGCCGCUACCGCCUGCAGCUUAAUGAGGAGUGAGAGGUGACAGGGAGAGAGGUGGAUGGAGAGGUGGAGAUGGAGGGAAAGAAGGGACAAAGAGAGUAAAAAUCCUCCUUCAACUUAGAGCCACAACUGGAUCCCUUUUCCUCUGAAAGCUCUUAUUUAUUUUAUGUCAUUAGAAACAUCUUUGAGUAACACUUUUACUAAUUCAUUGUAAAGCCACUAAUGUUGUUAUACUCUGCUUUUGUUGCUGUUACUUUUGUAUUAUACUUUACCUUUUAAUUGAGAUUUCAUCUUUUUCUCAACUUUAUUAACCUACUUUUUUGUGACCCUAACCCAGCCCCCUCCACCUCUUCAGCUCUUUUUAUCUGCAGACGAGGACCCCAGCAACACUAACCCAAUAUCAAACAGUACUAUUGUGAGAAAAAUUAUUCAAUUUUUUUUUUCAAAAAUGUAGAUUUAAAAAAGAGGACACUUAUUUUGAACGUGAAUUGUCCUAAAAACCACAACUUUUUUUUUUUUUUACUGAUCACUGAUAUAAAAUUUUUAACCAAUAUUGAUAUCCCAUAUUAAUAUUGCUGUUUUGGCUGAUAACCUGUGUUACAAUUCUAUAUUUACACAUACACACAUUAACGCUUUGAGACGGUAACGUUCACUGUCACAUGACCAAAGUAUUACCCCUUGACCCCCACCUCCUCCCAAAAUUAAUACACAAACAAUAACUAGAUAGAAGUAAACUUUGGUUAACAUGAGCCCAGUUUUACUUAUCGGACCGAUACGGUUUUUUAUUUCAAGCAUCGGUUGAUAUUGAUGUUAACGCCGAUUUAUGGUGCAUCACUAGAUUUUACAGAUUUUUGUUGUUGUGCUAAAUCUGGUAAAAUUUAUCCUGUUUAUGUGUUCAUUGAACUUUUGUGUUCAGCAAAGAGUUCUUAUUGGAACAAAGGUGUCAAACAUGAGAGUUUGGAUCAAUGCAAAGGAUCUUCUGUCUUUGCAUUUUGAUGUUAGAGUCCACUUACUGGGUUGGCGUGGGUUUUUCUAUAAUUCUCUUUCCGAGUAUUUUUUUUUCUGAAACAAGUGAAAAAUAUUAGCUUCAAAUAUCCACAGUAGUGUAGUUGGGGCCUCAGACCAAAAUCUGAAACUCUCUUCCCCUGUUUGCCCCCUCCCCCAACAUCCCAAGCCUUUAUGUUCUUACAUUUUCCCACAGCAGAGCUCAGCUGAUGGGUUUCAGGCGCAGCGGGGCGCUAAAAGAAAUUAGCAUUCUGCUGCAGUGGGAGGAUGGAUGGAAGGGGAGGUGCAGAUAUGGGUUGUUUGAGAUGGGAGGGGGGCAAAAGUGCUGAGUGUUCAUUUAUUUUUAUGUGUUUACAGUGUUAGAAGUGUGCGUUUACUGAGCCUGGUCUCACACACACACACACAGAGAUCAUUUGAAGACAACAUAUUGAAGCGCAGUCAGUGUGCUGCCCAUCCCUUCAGAGGGACGGAUGAGAGGAUGGCCACUGGAACAUGUCCCGUGUGUCCUACAUGAACACGAGUCUUCCCCACACACCUUCCUCGUUCAUCAACACACUGAUUUCCUAACCUGAUCUGUACCUUUUUUUUUAAAGCACCCCAUCAAUCACUCCUUUAGUCACUUGAGCUGGAGAGAGGGUUUCUGAUUGGUUGAGGUGACAGGAGGGUGGAGCAGAUCAUAAGAGAUGCAAAAGCUGCACGUCAGAGCUUGUGUGUGUGUGUGUGUGUGUUAGUGCAUGUCCGUGUGAUCGUCUCACACUGUUGUUUGAUAUUAGACCGAUGAAUCUAACCUACGCCUUUCUACGAGUCCUAAAAACUGUUUACUGGUUAAAUCAAUCAAAACAUUUAAAAAAUGUUAACAACUGAACCGAUAAUUUGUAAUUUUGUAACUAAAAUACAUUUAAAUAUGCAAAAUUUCCUGUCAAAAGUAUGACAAUGACUAAGUAGCUGUAGCCUACACUUCACAUCCACGUUACUGGGGAAAAAGUUACAACAAGCAAUACUUACAAAUGUACAGUACACCACUGAGCACAAACAGCAAAUACCUAUUAGAAGCCAUCUUCUGCAUGUAUUCGUACCAUGCAUAGGGCUGACUCUCAUGUAGCGUUUGUCCCGUCGCCAUGGUUUCACCAAACAACCAGCAGUGGGCUCAGUACUCAGAGCCUGAGCUGUGUCAUCAAAGCAUUUGUAGAAAGCAACAUAUCAGAAAAUGAUUUAAAAAAAAAAAGCACAAAAGAUUUAAAAAAAAACCCAACCUGGAUAAAAACAAAUAUAUCUAACAAACUCAGCACCGAAUAUCCAUGUGUACCACUCCUGUUUUUCCCUCCCUUUCAUUCAACCCGUCUGCAACCCUGGGCUUGACCAAACCUCCUUGUAUUUAAACGAUAUCCAAUGCAUUGUUUUUUCUCAUCUCUGCAUGUGCCCCUGAGCCUUGCUGCACAGCUUUAAUUACUAUAUUUAAAGCUUGUUGGACCAGUCCUAGACUCCGUCCUCCUGCUCUGAGGUCUUAGUUGCCGCCUCUGCAACGGCGGGACAGACUGGUGCCAAGUUGCAUAUGGUGUGUUGUUCAGCAUGAGCGUGAUGCAAAGGACUCAGACACCAAGAGAGAAACUAAGUGUGUGUGUGCGUGUGGAAGGAGUUGGUGACGACUUACCAGCUGCAGCGCUGCGUGAAUGAAGCUAUGCCUGCCGGCCAACCAACUGUAAAACGCAAACAGCAAUGCAAGUGUGACAUGCCUCUGUACCCAAUGUGUGUACGGUGCCUGCCCUGGAAAUGCGUAGAAAAAAACAUGUAACACACGUGUAUUAUGUAAAAUAUACAAGGAAAACAAGCUUCCUUUUAAGGUAAAAAGUUAAAACACAUUUGUGUUCCUUCAAAAGAAAGACUGUACAAUUUGCAUGUAAUGUGUCUGUGAAUGCAAAUGUAACUUUAAAGGAAGAAACGCUGAGCACAUGGCAUACAGCUGAAGAGGAAACGUGUAACUUUAUACAAAUUUACAUGAUUUAAACUACCUUCAUUUUCGUGUGUGUGAUGUUUAUGCCAGCCACGAGCAAGUCUUAAAGAACAAGGAAGACAAAAUACUAAGUUUCCAAUUAUUAAUCACAUGCUUGAGUAAAGGAGAGUUCGUUUAAAUUUUUGAUCGCAGUGAAGAACUCGACCAGCAUUUAGUAACGCGUUCCAGGUAAAAACAUGUCCAUGGCCCUUAGAUUUUGGUGCGAAGUACAAAAUCCUGCAUGUCAUUACAAAUGUCAAAGGUUAAAGCUGUACUUCCUGUUCAGUGCCCUUAAAUGCCAAAAAUAAUCUUAGUACACAACUGUUUACCUUUGUACCUAGUUUUGGACUGUACAGUAUUUGCAACAAGCUCUUAUGUUUACAGAUGGACAAACACACCUGUCGUUCAGGUGUUGCCCCUUAGUUUCUUCCCCCUGAAUGCUCUUUGUUGAAGCAACAUAAAGCGUAGCUACGAUUACCUUAGGGCAUUAUGCAAAAAAAUCAUGGUACAAAAGCCCUAAUAGCAUCAAACAUUUUCAAAUGAUCUCAUAGGGCAACCAUAAAAGAUGUCUUGUAACACUUUCGUAUAUCUACUCUGAAACUGGUUGCUUUGGGAGGGUCAUAACGCAGUCAGACUUUUGUGCAACCACUAUAUCAUCCCACUAAAGGAAAGUUAAACAACGCAGGUACUUGCUAUGCGCCAAGUGUCGAAACAGUGUUAGAACAGUGGUGCUGAGGAGUCAACGUGUUGCAAGGGAAAAGGAUGAGGCCUUUUUUUAAAUCUCGUUAUAGAAUGUAAAGUUGGUCAUUUCUGCUGCUGCCAUUUUUAAGUUUUAAAGCUAUUACACAUAAUUUAUGGGGAAAGAUAAACCAUCAUCUGGUAUUGCAAAGAGAGGUAAGCCUUUGCCAAGGCCUUAUGCACUAGAAUCAAACGCUAGAGUUGAACAAUCCUGUGGACUGCAUGGCUUAAGCUAGUUUUAUAGCGAUUUUUGAAUCGUAAAGACGAAGUGCACUGAUUAAUGCAUUUAUUUCUAGUCCGUUUAUGUACUAGUUUAUGUAUGUAGUAUGUUUACUACUGUACUUCAUGUGAAUGCUGUCCCCCCCACCCCCUGUGAAGUCUUACCCCUCCUCCUAAAACUGGUCUUGCAUACCUAAUUUUAGAAUGUAGUAGACUGUAUUAAAUGUCAACAUCUUCUAGCAUCUGCUGUAUAACUAGUUACACGCCCUUCAUUAUUCUGCUAAUGGACAAUCCCAGAAACAAUUUUCUGUUGGUUUCGGCGACUCGUUGGAACGUAUUCUGUUUAUGGUCUGUCGGAAAAAGGCUGUUUUGGUUUGGAUCGCUUUCAAGUCAAGAGAUGUUCAUAUAUGUUUCUUUCGGCUCCGUAAUAAGAAAAAGUAUCUCUUAGUGUUCUAAACUUCACAAAGGUUCAGACCCGGUGGGCAUGCUGUGUCACUGAUCUUCAUCAGCAACACAGACAUGACUGUAAGCAACCAAUCGUUUUGUUCCACACCUUUUCUGUUCUUCAUUUACUUAAUGAAUGAAAAGUAAAGUGAGGGAGCAGUUCAUUCAGAGAACAGACUCAACCGCCACACAGAAGUUCUUAGACAUUCUGUGCAACUGUAAAUAGCUGUAGCUAACAUAAGUUUGCUAGUUUGAACAGAUCCCGAUUGGUUUUUUUUGUUCUUGCCUGGAAUGUUCUACCUAAUGAGAGGAGGCGGGGAGGAAUGUGCCACAUUGGCAGUUACAGAGGGGGUGCAGGUGUCUUAUGGGGAGAGACUCCCAAUUCUCUCUGCAAACAGAGAAGGACUCACUCUGGACACAAGUCCCAAGGAUGUGAAAGCACGUGUAGCACAACCGUGUCUUGUUUUGCUGUUAUUUACAUAGCUGAAGCUUGGAUUUCUUUUUCAUAUAUUGUCCUAUGACGACUGUGGAUGUUUUACUUUCUCUCAUUUGUGUGCAUCAUAAGCCUAUAUAUACAGGAAGUGACACUAGUGUAUGAUUUAUGCUACAACCCGUGGCUGUGGUUUUGCUUGGAGGUGGAAAUUUGCCAAAGGUGAUAGUAACUGCUGCCUUUUUAUUUAUUUUUUAACAUUAUUUCUAGUUAGUUGAACAUGGUCCUGCCCACGUGCCAUCCAAUCAAGCAAUAAAUACAACCAGAUGAAACAAGGGAAGAAUAAAAUGCUAUUUACAAGGAUUUUUUUAAAACACUAAAUGCUGCAUUGACAUUAUUAUGUAUCCCCUACAUCGAACCAACUUCUGUCAGUGGUGCCGAUUUGAUUGAUUUUAUCAAAGCCUGGGAUGGACUUUGUAAACUGUUUUAUGUCCUUUUUGUAUUUGUUCUUUAAAGAGUCCCCCCCCCCCCCCCCCCCCCAAAAAAAAGCAAAAGUUGAAAUGCACAGGUGUACCUCUGCAUAUUUGUACAGAAGCCAAUAAGAAAUGACAUGAGGGGAAGAUAGAAGCUGAGGAUUGAGCAGUUCAAGCAGUUGGGGAAAAACAAAAACCAACACGUUCAUCAUUAAGACCACUAGAAACAUGCUGCAGUAGCAUGUCAAUUGUCUCGUACAGUUAAAAUUUCAAGUAUUUCUUUAGUAAUUGUAAAGCUGCAAAGUACAUUUGACUGUAAAUAGCCCCUUUGGGGGCACUUUUUACUCCUUUUGUAACUCAGAGUGUUUAUUUUGAACAGAUAGAUAAUUAUUAUAGGCUGUGUCUCAAAUAGGCUAGGCGACGGAACGUUCGCCGAGGGAGUGGCGGGAAUUCAUGAAGUCUAGGCCUGUCCAAAUUCACAGCCGUUAACAUCCGGUGUCUACUUGGCUGACGGAGGACCCAGCCCACAUCGGCCGAGUAGGCUGGGUCCUUCGAAGGAUGCAGACCCUGAAUUGAGACAGUGAGACAAAUACGAUCCAACAAAAUGAUCCUAUUUGAAGCGGUUUGAAGCCCGUGUUGUAACCCUGUCCAUAUCCAAAACCAACAACAGGUUUGGGCCGAGCCUUUCUUGUCCCCAUCAGCUUGAACUUCAAAAUCGGAGGAGCAGCAGUGGCUGUGUUAGUUUGUAGCUGUCCUGGCACUCUGCCCCGGAGCCUCAUCAUGGUUGUUGUCCGUUGCCAAGGAAACCAGGCUGCACAAAGCAUGGCAGGAGGCAGACGUGCAGCCACGCUGAGGCUCGGCAGACCGCUCGACCUCUGUAGAUGCAAGGCAGGAGGAACUGAUAGAUGGACGAGUCAAGUCAAGGGGGUUAAAAGUCUAGAUGCUUUUCCGAGAGCUUAAUGAGGAAAAUCAAGGAAAGAAUAGCAGUGAAUAAAUCGUGGCUGGGCUCAUAUAUAUGUAUAUAUAUAUAUAUAUAUAUAUAUAUAUAUAUAUAUAUAUAUAUAUAUAUAUAAACAUGGCGUUUAUGAGACAUUAUCAGAAUCUCAGUGAAACUCCCCCUCAUGUCACUCCUCUGGAUGAAAUCUGACACCUGCAUCACUAUUAUAAUUGUGACUUUUAACCCUUUCUUUUCUACUGAAAACAACUGGAACACUGUAUAGAUGUAAAGAUGGGAUUUCUUGCAUUGACGAUUGAAACAUGGAUGUACAUAUAUUGUAUUAAAAUAAAAAGCCAGCACAUCAAGCUUUUACAUGC